UGUUCUUUUAUGAUAUACAAAUAACAUUAACAUGUUUUCGUACUGGAACAAGAAAAAUAUUCAAAAAGUUGGAAACAAACGCGAAGAAAAACAAUCUGUAGCAUUUAGUUCUAUAAACGAAAAUCAUUUAAAAAGUGACACAGGUGCACCAACUGAAACAAUUAUAAAUAGUUUAACAGUUGAAGACAUGGAAGAGGCAAAGUUGGCACCGCUGAACUCGGACAAUCAUUAUCAGGAGUUUCAAGAGUUUGUAAGAAGAGUUCAGACGUUGCAGAUGUCACCGACAGAGGAUAGCGAAAAAGAAUAUACAGAUUAUACAGCUAAUCCGAGCACGGACUCCAGUUCGUUUGCAAUUGAAGUCGGCGUGGAACCUUCGAUGUUAAUGGAACUUGAUGAAAUUGACAGUGUAGUGCCUUUAUCAGGGCCCUCAACAAGGGAUAGUCAAACUAAGUCCACGACGACUACAAAUAUACGAGUAACUGUCGGUAUAGAUAAAGAUUUAGAAAUGAUUCUUGAAAUGGAUCCGAGCAUCGUAGAUUUAGGCGAUAUUAGCACCGAAACUACAGAGCCACGAAUAGUGGGUCUACCGCCUCUUUCGGGUGGACCAACGUUUAAAACUGCCACUCCUACCUCGCGGACGCAAUUAAAACUACAGUUGCAACGGGAGCAACAGCAGCAGGAACAGCAGCAACAAAUGAUGGUGCAGCAACAAAUAUUGAUAUCGCCAGAUCCAAAAAUGCAGUUGUUGUUUGGCAUGGGUCAGGGAUCGACCGAGUCAGAAUUUAUAAACAGCAACAGUACCAGCGCUUGUGGGAGCGGAUCAUCGAGCCUGGAGCAGAUGUCUCAUCUUGUGCAAAGGGAUCGUUUGCCUUCAUCAAGUCCAGUUAAGUUGAAAGUUCCCUUACAGAGUAUUGGUGUGGAUGUACCACCUCAAGUGUUGCAGGUCAGCACAGUGCUUGAGAAUCCCACACGGUAUCAUGUUAUACAGAAGCAAAAAAAUCAAGUUAGACAAUUUCUCAGUGAAUCGUUCAAGCCAUCUGUUUGGGGUUGUCAUAACAGCGAUACGAAAGCAGCAAAUACCUCGGUAUCCACUGGAAAUCUACACAAUUCCUGUUUAGUCAACAGUUGCCCUCCUAUGGAGCGGUCAAAUAGUUAUAGAUGUGAAAUGAAUUCCAGUGGCAAACGAACUAUGCAUUCCGAUGAAUCCAUGCAAAUAUCUCCUUUUGGCGCCAGCUUUUUAAGAAAUGGAAGCUGCAACCCUAAUGAACAAAUUUCAUCGGGAAGUAUUAACCCCCAAAGUUCAGAAGAAUCCACAGAAGUUGUAAAUAAAACACAAGGAUAUUUAAAGAGGAAUUCAAGUUUAAAUUCUCCUAUUACUACACUUACUACAUCUGGAGUAAUUAAUACGAUGCCCACUUCCAGUACAACGAGUUCAUUGCACUCCACUUCAGCACCCAUAUCCCCAAGUCUAAGCUCUGUAGCUACAAGUGCUUCAGAGCUCCCAUCAUUCGACAGCGAUGCGGAAGAUCUCUUUGAUGAUAUACUACAAAACGAUUCGUUUAAUUUUGAUAAAAACUUCAACUCCGAGCUUUAUAUUAAACAGGAACCACACAGCUUAACUGAUGCUGAAAUAAAUGCUAUGGCUAAAGAUCGACAAAAAAAGGAUAACCACAAUAUGAUUGAGCGCAGACGUCGUUUUAAUAUUAAUGACAGGAUCAAAGAGCUGGGUACCCUUUUGCCAAAAGGCAGUGAAGCUUUUUACGAAGUCGUCCGUGAUAUUCGUCCCAACAAAGGAACAAUAUUAAAAUCCUCUGUAGAUUAUAUCAAAUGCUUAAAACAUGAGGUUACUCGCCUCAGACAAAAUGAGUGUCGGCAGCGUCAGAUGGAGGUUCAGAACCGGAAGCUUAUGUCUCGCGUUAGGGAGCUGGAAAUGCAGGCCAAGACACAAGGUAUUACUCUAUCGGACUACCAUGUUACAUCAGUAUCGGCGCCCACCCCAGCAAACUUAUAUCUCAAAAGUUCAAGUCCAACGCCGCCAUCUGUUUCUCAAAGUCGUCGUUCGCUUGUGAACGAAUUAAUAGUUGUUGAAAGAAAAAUACCAGUAAUAAAUACCUGCGACGCCAGUAUGGGGAUGAAUCAGAUCGAUGAGCUCAUGGAAGAUUGCAAGCACCCGGUACAAGGGGGCGAUCCGAUGCUGUCUUCUCAUAGCCACAUGCUAUCUGCUUCACAUUCGCCUACUGCUAAUCAGUUGAAUUGUGCCAGUUAUGCACCAAAGAGCAGCUCGGAAGCGAAUUCUGGACUUUUUAACGAAACGCCCAGCGUCAACAUAUCAGAUGAUCUUACCAACUGCUGCAAUAUCGCUUGCAGCAAUUCAUGCUGUAUUCAUCGCCAGAUGAAAACUCCUAAGCGCCACACAAAUCAUUGUCAUAUAAAUAGUCAGCAAAGCCACAUGGAGUCUGAUUCGGUUCAAAACACAGGGUUUGGUAGGCUUGGACAUUGCAAUGGUGAUCACGAUCCACUAUUUUCAUCAUCCCAACGUCCACAUGACCCGUUGGACGACGAUCAAAACCAUUCUGUUGACUUGUCUGCAGCGAUGAUAAACGAUUCGCUUACUUCCUUAGUAGACGAUAGUCAAAGUGAGUCUAUGCUUCUAACUUCUGAUAAUUUGGAUAUUGACUUAUGAAUCAUCAACUUUUGCAAUACAUCAGCAGUCCAAAGUACAUAAACAAGUAUUAUGCAGUAGGCGAUACUGAAAUCAUCGCACUCACACUAUAUAAAUUUGUUAUAAACAGAUGUACAUAUUGAUUAUCCACAGUAUUGGAAAUUUAUAGAAGGAAAAAUGGUUGCUCAACGAACGUGUACGUUUAAAUUUUGACUUCAAUGAUUUAAAACUUUUUGGCUUUUAUACAAAAACUUGAUUCAUAAAUUAAUCAAAUGUCAAUAUGUUAGUAAUUAAUAUUGUUAUGCAUGUUUUUAACGAUUAUUAGAACUUCUAACAAACUGUACAGCAAUUUUAAAAUACUUCUUCCAAAUUUACCUAGAUCUUAGAUCUAUCAAAUGUAUAUAUAAAAAUAUACAAACAUAAAUUAACCAUGUUACAUUCCAAUUUUGUAAGCAAUUUUACUGUUUUAAUCGAGCCCUGUAUAGAAUAUGUAUGCAAUUAUUACGUUUCUAAGAUUUUCAGAAGAAAUUUUUUUUGUUUUAAUAUUUAAAUGAAUACUGAUGAGCAGCAGAAGAAAUCAAAGUCCUUGUGUUAUUGUUAUAUGAAUCAUUAUUAUAUACAUAUAUUAUAAUAAUACUGAGUACAAGAUAUGUACAUCAAACCUUUGUUAUAUUUAGUAUUUGACGCCGUAUUUUUCUUGUUUAAUUGUUAUACUUGUUGAUUUA
Drosophila obscura is the source of this 3387-nucleotide messenger RNA. It is a transcript of the gene Mitf, whose product is annotated as microphthalmia-associated transcription factor. The transcript is spliced from 9 exons. NCBI's taxonomy places the organism in Eukaryota, Metazoa, Arthropoda, Insecta, Diptera, Drosophilidae. Gene Ontology annotation, biological process: regulation of transcription by RNA polymerase II. The record is from RefSeq and is a predicted model, not a curated record. Gene Ontology annotation, cellular component: nucleus. Bases 32 to 2683 code for a protein of 883 amino acids. Gene Ontology annotation, molecular function: DNA-binding transcription factor activity, RNA polymerase II-specific; protein dimerization activity; RNA polymerase II cis-regulatory region sequence-specific DNA binding.